AGGAUUUGUGCGGCAGAGGGAAAAUUUUGGGCUUGAGUGGAGAUUCUGAAAAGUUAUGGUGCAUUUUUGAAAUUUGAAGGGGCAGUGAAAGAGGAUUUGGUGUUUUUGAGGGAUUUGAGGGUAUUUUGGACAUUUUAGGGGGUUUUGGGUCAGAUUUUAGGUUUGAGAAGCUUACUUUUGUAGGAUAAUUUCAUAUGUCUGGUAAGGAUAAUAUAAAAGUUGCAGUAAGAGUGCGUCCUUUGAAUUCAAAAGAGAAUGGGUCGCAAGAAUGUGUACAAAUUUUGAAUAAUGAAAUUAUACUGGAAUCAGAACUCGACACUAAAAAGAAGCCUCUGAACUCAAAAAUUUCCCCAAAGACCCUCAGGUUCGAUUAUGUAGCAGAUCAUAGACAAUCGCAGAAAGAAAUCUUUAAUCAAGUCGCGAAAGAAAUAGUGGAAAAUUGACUUGAAGGCUAUAAUGGAACUAUUUUUGCUUAUGGCCAGACUGGUUCUGGCAAGACCUUUACCAUCCAAGGGCUUACCGAUGAAGAAGACAUGCAGAGCGAGAACAGAGGGAUCAUGCCUCGAUCUUUCGAGUAUAUCUUCUAUAAUCUAAAUCGCCUUGAGAAAGAAGGCGAUUUUGAAUAUUUAGUUAAAUGCUCUUACCUAGAGAUCUAUAAUGAAAACAUACAAGAUCUACUUGACCCUUCGACACAAGUUCUCAAGCUAAGGGAGGAUAUCCAGAAAGGAGUCUAUGUAGUUGGAGCUAUUGAAGAAAAUGUCAGAUCUACAGCCCAAAUGAACGAAAUCAUUAAAAAGGGAACCCUCAAUAGGCACAUAAGUUGAACUGAAAUGAACAAGGAUUCUUCCCGUUCACAUGCUGUGAUGACUUUGAAAAUAGAGACCAAAAAGCUACAGGAAGGUGUUUCUAAGAUCACUACAUCCUCUUUCCAUAUUAUUGAUCUUGCAGGUAGUGAGAGAGCGAAAAGAACAGGAGCUGGCGGUAUCAUUUUGAAAGAAGCGGGAAGUAUUAAUAAGAGUUUAUCAAUCCUUGGAAACGUAAUCAACUGCCUGGUCGAAAUAGAUCAGGGCAAAAAGCGGUUUGUUCAUUACAGAGACUCCAAGCUUACAUAUUUACUCAAGAACUCGCUUGGAGGAAAUGCAAAGACACUGAUGAUUGCUAAUAUCUCACCAGCUUCUUGCUCAUAUUUUGAGACGAAUUCUACUUUGAAGUUUGCCCAAAGAGCUAAGAUGAUCAAGAACGAUGCGGUUAUUAAUGAAGAUUCUUCCGCAAAUGUAGCCCAACUUAAGAACGAAAUAAGGAAACUCAAGGUCAAAAUCCAUGAUCUUGAGUUAGAAAAAGCCUCUUGGCAAUGCGAUUUGGGUGAAGAAGAGCCUAAAUAUAGAAGCCCAGGAACAAAGAAUAGGGUCAGCGAAGCUUUGUCAGAGAAGAAAGCAUUAAAUCAGCACCUGGGAAAUCAACCAAGGAUGCAAUUUCAAACCUUCUCUCCUUCUAUGGUCUCUGAGCUUGGCCCUGAAGAAGCCACUGGAGAUGCAAAACUUGUGAGAAGAGUAAAGAAAUUACAAAAUUUAGUCAAGCUACAUCUCGAACAAUCUAUCCAAAAGGAUAAAUUAUACGAGCAGGAGAUAGAUAAGAAGGAUGUGCACAUUUCGAAGCUUGAGACUACGAUUGAGGAAUACGAUAAGAUCUCUAAGAAAGACCAGAUGCUGAUAUCCUCUCGUGACAAGACGAUUGCCCAGCUCAAAAACAGCUCAGGGAUCAACCUCGAAGACUUCAGAAAUCAUCAGAUUGAUCUUCUGAAAGAAGAAAAGGAGCUCCUAGAGUAUAAAAUCUCUAAUAAUCCUGAGCUCGAAGGUUUCAAAUCCAAAUGUUCCAAACUCAAGAAUCAAAUUGAGGAGAUGAAAGGAGACUGAGAAAUUGAAGGAUAUACGCUCAAGGAAGUUCUUUCAGCUAUUGUAAAUCUUAACAAAAUGACUCAAGAAUACUUAACAGAGUUCUGAGAACCAGAAGCAGAGAAUCAGAUUCACACCAGUGCUAGCAAGAGGAUUUCAGACGUCUCCUUCUUUCCCAUCGAGGACAAGAAUCAGCUUGAGGAAGAACUCAAAGGUGCUAAUGAAGAAAUAGAGGAGCUUAAGUCUCAUAUAAAAGAAUGCACUUCAAUUAUUAGUUCAAAGAACUCGGAAAUUAAGGACAAAAUAUUCCAAAUAUCAAUGUUGGAGAGCUCCAAGCAAGCUCUUGAUGAGCAAUUCGUCUCAUAUAAGAGAGAAAUGCUUAGCAAAAGAAAAUCUACAGAACAAGAGCGGGAAAAGAUAAAUCUGGACUUAAUCGAAGCCCAAGGUCGUGAGAGGACUCUUGAACAAGAAAUUGAGAACCUCAAAGGCACGACUUCUUACUUCAAGGAACUUCUUGAGUCAAAAGAGCAGCAGUAUAACGAGCUAGGUCAAAGAUUAAAUGUGACUAAAAACUGAUUUGAUCAUCUAAAGGAGAAAUACUGCCAGGAUAUCAAAACUAUUCAGAAUGAGUGUCAGCAUAUGGCGCUUCAGAAGGACGAAAUAGAGCAUGAGAAUUGCAAACUCAAGCAUUUCAUUCAAGACGUUGAAGAAGAAAAUCGGAAAUUAUCGGAACUGAGUGAAGAGCUCAAGAACGAAAUUUCAGAUGAGAGUUCCAAAAAUAGUGAACUAAAGAUUAACAACGAGACUCUACAAGAAAGCUAUGAUUUUGCGAACAGCGAGCUUGAACAACUUCAAGAAAAACUAGAGAAGCAGGCAGAAGAAAUUAAUAACAAGCAGAGCAAGAUUGACGAAAUUGAUGAGCAGCUUGAGUCCUUGCAGCAAAGUUUAGUAGAGAAAUCUGACUUCCAGACAGAGUAUUACAAAUGCAAAGAUCAACUUAAGACAGUGUCUUAUAAUCUUAAUCUAAAGACAAAUGAGUUAGGAGCUUUAGGUUGUCAAUAUGAAAAUGCUAAGAAGACUAUUGAAAAUCAGCGUGAGAAAAUUCAUGACCUUGACUCUCAAAACAACUCCCUCAAGGAUACAAAUUCGAAAUUAGAAGAAGAUAUUACUAAUCUUACAGACAAAAUCCUCGAGUAUGAAAGCACCUUAAAAGAUGCUCAGCAGAUGGCAGAAACUUUUAAUAGAAGGGCCGAGAGGCUCUCCAAAGCCCUCGACAAAGAGAAGAAUGCUCACAAUAAUCUUCAGUCCCUCCAUGACACUGAGAUGAAAAAGAAAGAGGAGAUUCUAGCAUCAACUGCCAAGAAAUGCCAGACUCUAGAGCAAAGAUGUAGAGAUGUAGAUAUAGACUGAGUCGAGAAGCUCAGGGACCAGAUAUACUCUAUGGAAAGAAGACACAAGCAGAUAUCAGAAGAAAAUGAAAAAUUCAAGGAGAUCAUAGACCACAACCAGGCUGCCAUCUAUGAACUCGAAGGGAAAGAAUUUGAACUUCAAAAACUACUGGAUCAAAAGGAGUCAGAACUUCAGAGAAUGCUGGAAGAAGUCAAGUAUGCGAGUGAACAAAAAGAAAUUAUGAAGGAAAAGGUUGACUCUCUCGAAUCCCAGAACAAUAAUCUCCUAAGUCACAAUAACAAAAACCAGAAGAUGAAAUAUAUUACUAAGCUGAAAGAAGACCAUAAUAAUGCUAUUGAUCUGAGCGAGAAAUACAAGAAAGAACUUGUAGCUGUAAAAUCGAAGAAUAAGAAGUUGGCUGCCAAAGAAAGCUCCUCUGAAUCAAAGCUCAGAAAGAUAAAGUCUAUUGCCAAUCAGCUCGAGCAGGAUUCUUCUCUAUCAUUAAAAGAUGCUGUAUGCUUGCUUCUACAAGCUCUGAAUUCAGGCCCUGUGUUGGAAGAUGUGACUAAUAAGUCCUAUAUCCAUCAAUCAAGCUCAAAGAAAUCUCAUUCAAAAUCGUUUAGCUCACAAAAAGGAUUUAGUAAGGAAGAGUCACCAUUUUUGAAAAGGUCCCAUACUCAGAAUGAGAAUCUAGAGCCAUUCAAGCGCAACAAAACCUUAUCCAAAGAGACUAAUUAAGCGUGCUUAAUAAAUUCUCUAAAUUUGUGUAAGAUUUACUCC
Molecule: messenger RNA, 4061 nt
Organism: Moneuplotes crassus
Lineage: Eukaryota; Ciliophora; Spirotrichea; Euplotida; Euplotidae
Source: the annotation of a GenBank genome assembly